Sapajus apella (tufted capuchin) is the source of this 4842-nucleotide messenger RNA. RefSeq names its product Jun dimerization protein 2 (gene JDP2). The record is from RefSeq and is a predicted model, not a curated record. Gene Ontology annotation, molecular function: RNA polymerase II cis-regulatory region sequence-specific DNA binding; DNA-binding transcription factor activity, RNA polymerase II-specific. Gene Ontology annotation, cellular component: nucleus. The transcript has 5 exons. Gene Ontology annotation, biological process: regulation of transcription by RNA polymerase II. NCBI's taxonomy places the organism in Eukaryota, Metazoa, Chordata, Mammalia, Primates, Cebidae. The coding region runs from base 3188 to 3859 and encodes 223 amino acids.
GGCAGGCCAGGCUUUGCCUGGGUCACUGGGAGGAGCAGGGAAGAUGGGAGGUCCUGGCUCUUUUGCAGGGAUGGAGAGGCUGGUGGAAGGAGAAAUCAACCGACCCCUUAGGUCAUCUCCAGUUGCAAGAUUGCUUGGCCUUUGCCCAGGGUGCUGCCCUCCCUAUUGGCAUCCAGGGCAUGGGGCUAUGGCCUGACCACAUGUGCUGAGGGCAAAUGUGCUCAGGUCUGUAUCUCAGAAAGGGCUCGCAGCCUGCUUAGGCGUGUGUAUCCAGGCUUAAAUCUUGGUGAACUCUCCCCAGGGUCUUAAUUUGAGGAGCAUCAGGAACUGGGAAGCUUUGAACCAUGUUUGGGUACCUUUGUGUCCAAACGUCCUUUAAGUCCUUGCUAGGAACUGCAUCCACGUAUCAUCUCCCUUCCCCCCAACCUCCUUUCCCUGAGGGUUUUUAAAAAACACUUCCCAUUGCUUUUACCUUUCCAGCAAAUCUAGCUGCAGCUUGGAUGGAUGGCUUAUCUUCCUUUGCAGGUUUCUUGGGGAGCGUUUAACCAGGUAUCAGGCGUGAGCGUGGCUCUGAUUUUAUAUAAACCUGAGGAUGGAGGAAGAGAAGCAAAAUCUAUUCUCAUGCCUCUAGGUGGUUAAGGUUUUGCCUUGUUUAGAGCAGGGAGGAUGGAUUUCUCAAAGACUCUUCUGUUCCCUACUACUUUGGCUUUGGUUCAGAGCUGCAGGCAGCUCCAGAAUCUUCCUGAAGAGCUGGGUGCUGUGUGAUUUGAAGGGCUGCAGGAAGUCCUGCGUGUGUAGCCUUCAGGCUUUUCUUCUAGGUUGGCUGCAGCCACCUCCAAGGAGAUGUGUUGCAAAGUGGUGACAAUGUCCCCUAGGAAGGGUUUGGAUAAGGGUCUUCCCACUCACCUACUGCCUAACUUCUGCAGGUACCAGGGAAUGCUCCUCAUGACUCCCUGGGUCUGUUGUCAUCUCCCUACCUGUUUGCAGGGUGUAUGGGCAUCUUUUCCAACCUGCAGAAUCGUUGGCAGGAAUAGGCUCUCUGGGCCUCGUUUGUCGUGGGCUACUGGUGUUGCAAUGGGCUGUCUCUCUCCAGUGUCUGUUUCCAGCUCCACUCUGGAAAGAAAGGGGCCAACGCCGACUCUAGGCCGGCCUGCUCUGUAUUCAUUCAGCCCCAGCUCCGCUUGAGCAAUCAGAGCCAGGGUUGAGGGCAAGCUACAUUCUUUUCAGCCUUUCUGCUGCAGGAUGCAGUUUGCUUUUUUUCCAUACGAAUGAAUUAUGUUUGAAACCGAAAUGGGAGGAAGAGAAAAAUGGAGUGAGUGUGUAUGGGUAUGUGUGUGUGCAUGCCUAUAUAGGCAGGGGGAGAGCAGCAGGCACAUUAUUUUUCCAUUUUCCUUUAAUUAAGGCUCUGUGGAGGUGUGUUUGAAAACAGAGGGUCUCCUAUGCCUUUGAGGAGGGUGAGAACACUGUUUUGGCUGCGUCCUGGGCCAUAUGCAGCAUAUGGUGGCCAAUGAAACCGGGCCUGGCUCGUUCUGUUGCUUGUCUUGGCAGUCGGUUCCGUGGCUUGUAUUACCAGCUCUGGAACUUAGGGGCUGCCAAGCUCCAUGUGCGUGUGUGUGUGUGCGCGCAUUUAUGUGCACACAUGUUCGUGUGUGUGUGUGCGUGCGUGUGUGCGCGCGUGUGUGUGUGGUUUGGCCUCUCGGAACUCAGCAGAGACAAAUGCCUUAGCGACCCAGUCUUGGAAUUUUCAGCCUGUGUUUCUUUACUUCUUGCUGGCUGUGGGAGGCCUGGCCAGAGCCCACCAUUCUUAGUUGUUGUUGUUUUUAAGUCCAUUUUCUUGCUGUAGCCCACGGGAUUUAGUUGGGGAGCUCCAAUGGCAAAGCUUCAGCUGGCCAAUGGCAUUUUUUUUUAAAGACCAGGGCGGUUAUCACAACUUAUGUGUGUGUCUGUGUUAGGUGUUGUACUGUUAACCCCUGCCAGCCACCAAGGACCAGAGCUGGCGUGAAGCAGGAAGGGGAAAUAGAAAGCUUGUCCAGUGGCUGAACGUUCCCAGCUGCUUCUUGCUGCCUGGGCUAAGGAUCCCUGGCAGAGAUAACUUCAUGUGUAUUUAUUGAGCACCUACAUUAGGCAGAGGACAAAGCUCUGUUUAUAGGCAAGGCCUCAGAAGCAUUUCUCUGGUCUGUAGGGAAGAGCAGGAGUUCCCUGGGGGAUGGUUCCAGGUUCCUCUAUGGCUGGGAUGGCUGUGCAGGAUCAUGGCUACCCGGGUCCAGUGGCUUCUCCUGAACCCAGCUACCCCUCGUUGUCUUCUUCUGAAGCAGUGCAGGGAUGGACAGAUUGAAGGACACAGAAGAUGCUGGCUCUCUGCCUGGGGGCAGGAAUGGAAAUCUAGCUCUUGAUGGUACCUUGUUGCCAGGGUCUGUGCAGCCAUGUUCUGGCCUGCAAGGUGAAGGAGACCUUAGAGGAAACUGAGGCCAAGGGCAGGUGCUGGGCCCCAUUUCUGCACCUUUGUACCCAGCCCUGACCUGGCAUACUUUGUUUCUAUUCUUCAGUUAACUGUCAGGAUGCAAGACGGCCCUGCCCCCUUGGGGUUUAGAGCUGGAAAGUGGGAGAGCAGAGAGUCCUCUGGGGAGAAUCCUCUUCAAGGCUGCAGGAAAGAGAGACUAGUCCAGAAGGGACCUUGAGGGGUCAUCUGGCGCUAGUGGCCCUCCAGGAAGGAAGGCCGUGGUGGCCACACUGACUUCACACUGACUACGUGCAGGCACUGCUCCAGGUACUUUCCAAGUAUUAACUAAUUUAAUCCUCUUGACAGCCAUACAGGGCAAAUAACAUUGUUAUUCUUACUUUACAGCUGAGGAAAGGGAGGCACAGAGAGAUUAGGGAAGUUGCCCAAGGGUACACAGCUAGGAAGGGGCAGAGCUAGGAUUCACACUCAGAUCAUCUGGCUCCCGAACCACCACUCUUACCCCACCUUCCUCGUGGUCUACAGAGCUGGGACCAUCUGAAGAGGGCCUUUUGCUGCUUGACUUCACUCUCAGUCUUGGGGCCUUCCCCAUUGUCUUGCCUCUCGCCUUCUGGAUCCCUCAACUUUUGGAAGCUGCUUGACCUACAUCAUUCAGAUUCCAAGAGAGAGGUCAUCCUGGGUGACUCCUUAGCUCCAAGAAGAGGCUUGGUGAUUGAUUCUCCAAGAUUCAUGGUAGCAGGUUGGCCUGCCACUCCUCCUGCUAUGAUGCCUGGGCAGAUCCCGGACCCCUCGGUGACUGCAGGCUCCCUGCCAGGGCUUGGCCCCCUGACUGGACUCCCCAGCUCGGCCCUGACCGCGGAGGAGCUGAAAUACGCUGACAUCCGCAACCUCGGGGCCAUGAUCGCACCCUUGCACUUCCUGGAGGUGAAACUGGGCAAGAGGCCCCAGCCCGUGAAAAGUGAGGUGGGCAUCCUGGGGAAGGGAUUAAAGCUGAUGAGGAGGCUGGGGACACUGUUAGUGACAAGAGGAAAUGGGUCCCAGCAUUUGGAAGGGCCAAGAAAGGAAUAUUGGGUAUGGAGCAGCAGGGAAGAUCUUAAAUCCCAGCAGAGGUUAGAUGAGGAAGAGGAGCGAAGGAAAAGGCGCCGGGAGAAGAACAAAGUCGCAGCAGCACGAUGCCGGAACAAGAAGAAGGAGCGCACGGAGUUCCUGCAGCGGGAAUCGGAGCGGCUGGAACUCAUGAAUGCAGAGCUGAAGACUCAGAUCGAGGAGCUGAAGCAGGAACGGCAGCAGCUCAUCCUGAUGCUGAACCGACACCGCCCCACCUGCAUCGUCCGGACCGACAGCGUCAAGACUCCCGAGUCAGAAGGCAACCCACUGCUCGAGCAGCUCGAGAAGAAGUGACCAUGGGCUGGGAGGAGGCGGAGGAGGAGGAAGAGGAGGAGGAGGAAAAGUGACAACGAUCGAGGAGGACGGGGCGCCCAGAGAGCCCUUCCUCUGGUGCAUGAAAAACUGUGCAAUGGGGUUCGGCACAGCCAACAUCAGCCGAGCUUUUUUGUGAAACUCAGAUCAGCCACCCAGGGGGAAAAGCGGGCUGAGGAAACCCAGAGGGACCAAGCGCUGAGACCAAAGUUGACCCUCGGGUAGGGUUGUCCUGCCUGGGGCCCCACUUGAAGGUAGCAGGACAGAGGCACCGAGGCCAGGGAGACGCCCAACGAGGCAACCCUGGGCCCUUCUUCGGCCUCUUCACCAGGGCACCCACCCGAGGAACCUCCCAACAGCCAGGAAAAGCCAUGAGUUGCAACCAAAAUGCGGCUGAGGAUGGAACUCAGAAUGAAACUGCAACCCAUCUGCCCCCAGCCCUGCCCCUCACCCUGAUGCGAAGCGGGAGAGGGGCAUGCUGCGGGGCCCUGAUGCCCCCACCCACCUCGGUCCAGCGCGGCCCUGCCCAGGAGGCGGCAGCCGGGUGCACCCUCGCCAGCCCUGCUGGAGUUUGCUGUGGGCACUGAGGCGCGGGCGCCCUUCCAAAGCACAUACUCACCGAAUGUUUACAGACUGGCUGUCCUGGCAGGGCUUUCAACUGCACAUGUUUUUUAUACUUUCCUUUUUUUUUUUUUUUUUUAAAUAUUUUUUACAAGAAAAGAUUUUAUACAAGCAAUAUAUAUAUGGAUUUCUAUAAUCACUCGAUGUGAUACAGUAUAAAUAUGCUAUGGUUUGUUUGUUAUGAACAGAUAGCCACCAGUUACGGCCGUUGUGUGUAACUCCUAAGUACUGUAGUCUCUGGGUGUUGGGGGUGGCCGGGGCGGGGGCGGGGUGCAUUUCCAUCCUUGUAAACCCUUCAUAGUACUCAGUCCUGUAUCGCUCAGUAAACAUUGCUCUUACGUACA